CACCGUCUGGAUUUGUAGGUUAUGUGUAGGGGUUUGAGACCGUGAAAACAUUAGAGUUUGGGAGCAUUUGUGGAUUUUUGUCAUGGGUCAAGGGUGGAAAAGGUUACCCUUGCUAGUAGUUUUCCUGCUAUUUUGGAAGAAUACUGAUGGAUUUAAAGGUGGCGCUUAUUCCAAUGCCCAUCAACAGUGGGGUCAGCCUUCUGACACUUUCUCACCUCAUGCUGUCCAGUCUUCUAUGCCAGAGGCCCGUGUGACUGGGACUUUGCCUGUUGAAGAAGUGGGCUCCAGUUUGUUCUCUAACAAACCCCUGAAGAGCAGGUCAAAGUUUAAUCUACUCCAGUUUGUCAAAGGUGGUUCCAGCAGCUCUCAGUCAACGUCCCAUGCCCAAACUGCUCCAGGCAGCUCUGUCUCUGCUUUCUUGCCUCUGCCCCUAGAUGAACAGCCUUUAAGCAGCUUGACAUCUGCUGGAUCAAGUAUUUCAGGUGCUGCUAGUGGAUUGAGUUUGCAGACUCUGUAUGCUGCAAGUGGUUCUGGACACCUCGUUUCUACCCAGGGAGGGAGUAGUAGCUACCCUGCCAAGCUUGGCUUUUCUGACCAGUCCACCAGUGAUGGUUUGCAUUUGUCAACCUCCCAGGAAACCUCUGUUCAUAAAUCAGCAGAAGCCUCUUUGCCUGUGUUCUCUCAGGAGAGUAUCUCUUACAGCAGUUCAUCUGCUCCAGGUGCCACUUCCACUUCUCAAAGUAGCCCUAUACUAUCAGAAAGUUCGGGUCAACGUGUAUUUUCUCAGGGGGAAGGUAGCUACAGUGCUUUGUCUCAAGGUGCCUCUAGUCCAUAUACUCCAGGAUCCCUGAUGUCUAACAAGCUUGAUGCUUUACCCCUAGGGGUUUCUAGCCAGUCCACAAGUGCUCAAAGUUCACCUAGUGGUUCUCCAAGCACCCAGAGCAGGUCUGGCACUCAGUUAGCAACUUCUAGUCGUUAUGUCUCAGUACAGGGAGGUAGUAGCUCUACUAGUUUUUCUCACAAGCCUCAGGGCACUCUGGGUCAGUAUGCUCCCUUGUCCCCUACCAAAUAUGUAAGCGCUCCCAUGUCAUCGCCCCAAGAUAUCUAUAGCCAGGCCACAAGUAGCGGGUCUUCCUAUAGAGCUGUUUCACAGGUUGGUUCUCUGCCUCAAGUGGGCGCUUCUGAUCAGUUUGCAUCUCGGAGAGGCAACCAUUACAGUGGAUUGCUUCCACCGUCUCAAGCUACCUCUAGCCAAGGGCAUAUUGACUACUCCAAGCCCGUUUCCUCACCCCAAAGCACUUCCAGUCAGUCUGCCGGUGUCUGGAGUCCCCGUAAGCAAUAUGCCUCUGCCUCCCAGGGCAGCUCUAGAGCUCAGUUUGGGGCCUCUACUGGUUUUACCUCGCAGGGAAUGAGUGGUUCUGUCCCAUCUCAAGGUACCACAAGUCAGUUUGCCCCUGGCUCUCCAUCUCCAUAUGAUAGUUUAUAUUGCAAGUGUGCACUGUCACCCCAAGGUGUAGACCGUGAGUCUACUACUGUUCAGAGUUCACAUAAGCAGUUUACCUCUAGAUAUGGCACCGAGUCAGGGUCUUCUACUCCAUUCACCCUGCAAGGAAGUAUUGCUUAUGAUCGAUCGCCACGGCCUCAAGGUACUGCAAGUCAACUUGGCCCUGUGUCUCACUCCUAUCCAAGUGUAUCAUCCUCAUCCCAAGGUGUUGCCAGUCAGUCUACAACUGUUCAGUUUUCUAGGAAGCAGCUUGCCUCUACUUACACAGGCAGCUCUGGCACCCAGGCUGGGUCCUCUCCUCCCUUCACCCUGCAGGGAAGCACUGCUUAUGGUGGAUCACCUCAAGAUGCCGCAAGUCCAUUUGCCCCUGGGUAUGAAUCCUCUUAUGGAAGAGUGUCACUGUCCUCACCCCAAGCUGGUCCAUCUACUACUGUUCAGGGUUCACGGAAGCAGUUUACAUCUACCUUCACAGGGGGCUCUGGCACCCAGGCUGGGUCCUCUCCUCCCUUCACCCUGCAGGAAGCACUGCUUAUGGUGGAUCACCUCAAGAUGCCGCAAGUCCAUUUGCCCCUGGGUAUGAAUCCUCUUAUGGAAGAGUGUCACUGUCCUCACCCCAAGCUGGUCCAUCUACUACUGUUCAGGGUUCACGGAAGCAGUUUACAUCUACCUUCACAGGGGGCUCUGGCACCCAGGCUGGGUCCUCCUCCCUUCACCCUGCAGGGAAGCACUGCUUAUGGUGGAUCACCUCAAGAUGCCGCAAGUCCAUUUGCCCCUGGGUAUGAAUCCUCUUAUGGAAGAGUGUCACUGUCCUCACCCCAAGCUGGUCCAUCUACUACUGUUCAGGGUUCACGGAAGCAGUUUACAUCUACCUUCACAGGGGCUCUGGCACCC
This is a messenger RNA of Onychostoma macrolepis, 2395 nucleotides long. RefSeq lists its product as uncharacterized. The record is from RefSeq and is a predicted model, not a curated record. NCBI's taxonomy places the organism in Eukaryota, Metazoa, Chordata, Actinopteri, Cypriniformes, Cyprinidae. The annotation marks the transcript as partial. The transcript has 3 exons.